Molecule: messenger RNA, 1611 nt
Organism: Pyrus x bretschneideri (Chinese white pear)
Lineage: Eukaryota; Viridiplantae; Streptophyta; Magnoliopsida; Rosales; Rosaceae
Product: cyclin-T1-4
Exons: 8
Coding region: 227-1366 (379 amino acids)
Biological process (GO): positive regulation of DNA-templated transcription, elongation; regulation of transcription by RNA polymerase II
Cellular component (GO): cyclin/CDK positive transcription elongation factor complex; nucleus
Molecular function (GO): cyclin-dependent protein serine/threonine kinase activator activity
Source: RefSeq, a predicted model, not a curated record
CUUGCCUUACCUCGCCAAUUACAAAAUAUAAAAUGCUCCUCGCUUUUGGUUUGGGGUUAAACUUGGCAUGCUCCUUACGCUUUCUUCCUCCCAAACCCUAAUCACUUCGCGUACGAUCGCAUCCAACCGUGUGAUCAGAUCGCCAUCGCUGCCGAUCAGGUCAUCGCUCUUAUAUUUCACGAUUGCGAUUGUUCUCGACGUCGUCGUUUUGUAGUUGUAAGGAGUAAUGUCUUUUGCACGUAACUAUCGUUCACAAGGGGGCACCACUGGUGAAGAGUAUUGGCCCACCUUUGGUAGAAAUGACUUCAAAAACUUCCACAACUUCAACCACCGGAACAACAACAACUGGAACAGGAGCAGGACCAGUAGCUUUGCUAAGAAUUAUAACAAUUUCCCCAAUUUCCAGAAUUACGUGGGUGGUUAUAAGGAGCACGCUGAUAAUUCUAAUUAUUUCAAUCCUGACAGUGCACCAUCGUUUAAGAGGAGAAAAUUUUCAGAUUCUACUUGGGGUGAUGGUGGGAGACAUUAUCUGCCACCCAACACAUAUGAGUUUUUUGUCUCGUCUGCCUGCAAUAAUUAUCUUCCUUAUGCAAGAUCCAACGGUGAUGCCUCUGCAUCUACUACUGGUAAACGUGACCGCUCAAAAUUAGAUGAGGAUGAACUGCCCUUUAUGUCAAGGGAUGAGAUAGAGAGAUGCUCCCCGUCUAGAAAAGAUGGUAUAGAUUCAGUACGUGAAGCGCACUUGCGCUACUCAUAUUGUUCUUACCUUCAGAAUCUUGGAUUGCGGCUUGACUUGCCCCAGACUACUAUCGCUACAGCAAUGGUUCUCUGCCAUCGGUUUUUUGCCCGGCGAUCACACGCUUGCCAUGAUAGAUUUUUGAUUGCUACUGCCACUCUUUUCCUAGCUGCAAAGUCCGAGGAGACACCACGCCCUUUGAAUACUGUGUUGAGAAUGUCUUCUGAGAUUUUCCAUAAGCAGGAUAUCAGUUUCUUGUCCUAUAUGCUCCCCAUUGACUGGUUUGAGCAGUAUCGGGAACGGGUGACUGAGGCUGAGCAAAUGAUACUGACCACUCUAAAUUUUGAACUUGGUGUGCAGCAUCCAUAUGCACCACUUACGUCUAUUCUUAACAAAUUAGGUCUCUCACAAACUGUUCUGGUGAAUCUGUCCUUAAGCUUGGUCAGUGAAGGGCUUCGGAGUUCUCUGUGGCUCCAGUUCAAACCGCAUCAUAUUGCGGCAGGAGCUGCCUACCUUGCCGCAAAGUUUCUAAAUUUGGAUCUUGAUUCUUAUAAAAAUAUAUGGCAGGAAUUCCAAGCUACACCAGAUAUUCUUCAAGCCGUUGCUCAGCAGUUGAUGGAACUCUUCUAGAUGGAUGGAGCAUGUUGUUACGCUAGUUUCUGUGUAUAAAAUUCGGAUCGGGGAAAACAUACUCGACUUUUGCAGAGGUAUGGUGUGAGGAGACGAGGAGAAACGCCAAGAUAUGAUAUCGUUUCUCGCGACUGCUUUCCUCUUGAACCUCUUGAAGGCUUAAAAAGUAUAGUUUUUAAUGUUUUGUAACUUUUCGGAGUGGUAGCGUACAUAUUAAUGACAAAAUCGCUACAACGUUUUUCUUA